AUGCACAUAGCGGACAUAGCUGUCUUUCUGUUUGUAGUAGUGAUCAUCGUUGUCUCGUUGCUGUCCAACGUGGUGGUGGUUAUCUGCUUUCUGUACAACCCGGAGAUUCGAAAGCAGGUUCCCGGGUUGUUUAUCCUCAACCUUACCUUCUGCAACCUGUUUCUUACCGUUUCUACCAUGCCUCUAACUCUGGUCGGACUUAUCAACAAAGGAAACCCUGGAAGCAGCGGGUUCUGUCAAACUGUGGGUUUCCUGGACACUUUUCUCACCACGAACUCAAUGCUCAGUAUGGGGGCUUUGAGCAUUGAUAGAUGGGUAGCGGUGGUUUUUCCGCUAAGCUACCACUCCAGAAUACGACACCGGGACGCAGUGAUAGCUCUGGCAUACACGUGGUUACACUCGCUCUCCUUCUCCACGGUGGCCACUUGCCUCUCCUGGGUUGGGUACCAUCACCUUUACGCAUCCUGUACGCUCUGCAAUGCGAGAGCAAGUGACACUAAGACGCAGUUCAUCAUCUACACUGUGGUUUUACACUCGCUCACUUUUCUCAUGACCUUGAUUGUGUUGUGUGUAACGUACCUGAAAGUGCUGAAAGUUGCGCGUUUUCACUGUAAACGCAUCGACGUGAUCACUAUGCAGACCUUAUUGCUGCUUGUGGAUAUUCACCCGAGUGUGCGCCAGCGAUGCCUGGAUGAGCAGAGACAGCGGAGGCAGAGAGCCACCAAGAAGAUCAGCACAUUCAUUGGAACGUUUGUGGUGUGCUUUGCCCCCUACGUCAUUACGAGAAUUGUGGAGCUCUCCACCCCAGGACACAUAAGCCCUCAUUGGGGUGUCCUGUCCAAGUGUUUGGCCUACAGCAAGGCAGCCUGUGACCCUUUUGUCUACUCACUGCUCCGAAACCAGUACAGGAAGACAUUCAGUGACCUGGCUAACAAGAUCUUGAAGAGGAGCUCCUUUAACUCCUCCGUCCGCAGGGUGGAGAAUGGCAGGGCUACCGAUACCAACAACACCAAACCCACCCAGUGA
Messenger RNA from Salvelinus namaycush (lake trout), 1026 nucleotides. RefSeq names its product G-protein coupled receptor 26-like. The record is from RefSeq and is a predicted model, not a curated record. Gene Ontology annotation, cellular component: membrane. The transcript is spliced from 3 exons. Bases 1 to 1026 code for a protein of 341 amino acids. Gene Ontology annotation, biological process: adenylate cyclase-activating G protein-coupled receptor signaling pathway. Gene Ontology annotation, molecular function: G protein-coupled receptor activity. NCBI's taxonomy places the organism in Eukaryota, Metazoa, Chordata, Actinopteri, Salmoniformes, Salmonidae.